Molecule: messenger RNA, 3317 nt
Organism: Drosophila biarmipes
Lineage: Eukaryota; Metazoa; Arthropoda; Insecta; Diptera; Drosophilidae
Exons: 6
Coding region: 263-3211 (982 amino acids)
Source: RefSeq, a predicted model, not a curated record
UCGGCACAAACCUACUAGAUAUUAAGAUAGGAUAUAGACAACAGCAAGUUUCAUUUCUCCGUAUCACCUCGUUUGAAGCGGUUGCACGUACUUUUCUCUUUAAGGCAGUUUUUAUGUUCUCUGAUGAAAAGCUUUCUUGUUUGAUAAAAAAGGAAGUAGGGGAGCUUGCGGAUGACAUCAUAGGACGCAUUAAAAUAUGUUUGUUCCAAAGAUAAUAUAGACAGCCAUUUAAAGGAAUCUGAUUAACCGAUAGGUUUAAAUAAUGGACGAAAAUGGCAAGUGCCUGCUCAAUGACCACUGCGUCUUGGCGAUAAUGAAUUACUUAAUUGCCGAUUGCCAGGCGAAACCAGAAACUGGUCAAGACAAAUCUGUUGGUUAUGAUGACUUGAUAAACUUCGCGUUGGCUCAUGAAUCCUUCGUUGGAGCUCUCGAGACUUACCACAAUUGCCUUUACAAGGAUCUUGAGUUGGCACUUGUGUGCAGGAUAACGAAGCUGCGGAUAGAUCUUCUAUUCAAUAAAGACCCCAAUAAAGGAAAUGCAAUUUUCUGGAGAUCCUACCUACAAUCAAUCAACGAAAGAAGCCCUUUCAAUGUUGAGCUGACUUUUGACCACGCAAACGUAGCCAUCGCUAUAAAAGGCAUUUCACCAGGCCUGGGAAAAACAGAGAAGCUGAAGCUAAGCGUCAACAUUACUGCAGAAAUCUUAGGUGAUAUACUCCGCAUGAACCCGAAUUUGUCAAAGUUGGCCCUUGAAGAUACUGGAGGCAAUUCAACAGAAUAUGCAACAACGGAGAGGUUCAACAUUACUACAAAAACCUUGGGUGACUUACUCCACAUAAGCCCAAAAAUAAAAAAGUUGGCCUUCGAGAGCUCAAUAAUCCAUGGAAGCCUUUCCGAUAUCAUACCACUUUGUACCAGCCUUGCGGAACUAAGAAUCAAGAUAAACGCGGAAGUCGUUGGUGACAAAUUGGAACUGAUUGCAAAAUUGCGCAAUUUAAGGAAAGUUAUUAUUACUGGCAUUUACGAAAGUGGGCUGGAAUUGAGGUUUUUUAACAAUUUCGGGAUAUGGCACAGACCCAAGAGCUUUCCACCCUUGACAUUGACCAUCGAAGGUUGUCUGACCGAUAUUGGCAAGCCAGUUAACAUUGCGACUUUGCGCUCACUGAGUCAUUUGCGCAUAUACGACUCUUAUGAAUAUAAUCCAAGAGAUUAUGUUUUCGGUUGGCUUUCUAGAAAUGUAAAAGGGAAUCCAGUAAUAAACGCCGAGUACGAAGUAUCUGAAAUGUCGGAGGAGUGCAAUUCAAUACAGGAAACCAUUGCAUCAAUAACGCUAGGUAGAUAUGUGGAAGUUAAGUUUGAUAGGAACGAAGGAGAACUUCAGGUGGAAAUACACCGACAAUCGGACAUAAGUCGAAUGGGUAAUUUGGCCAAGCUACCAAAUUUAAGUGGUUUGAUCAUACAAAACAAAUGUCGAGAGAGUGAUUAUCCCAAUUCACUUGCGAAAUUCCUGCGAUGCAUGGCACCAAAAGGGUCUUUUGCCCUGAAAUCUUGCGAAAUAAAUGAUGAAGCCAUUGAUCAAUUGGAAUGCAGGGAAAUUGCUAAAAUAGAAACGCUUCAAUACCUCAAGUGCCACUUGGCCGAAUGGAACUUAAUUCCGAUUUUAACCCAUUUACCUAAUCUGCAACACGUCAUGAUCGAAAUCCCGGAUCGCUUUGAUUCCGAUAUCUCAUGGAUGGUCUAUGAUCUUCUAACAGCUUGCCACGUUCAAGCUUCCAUAAUUGCAAAAGACUUUGUUACGAACUAUAUGAAAAAUGAAAAAAAGUUGGCGAUUCUAAAAUCAUCAUCCUCAUUGGAUAGAUUGCUUAAAGCUUUCGCCCCCUUUAGUCAGGUGAAGGAACUGGAUAUUUCUGGAAUACGUAUUGAAAAUGUCUACAAAGUCGCAGAAAUUCAAUCCAUUAGCACACUAAAAUGCAAUCUAUCAAAUACCAUUGGCGUUGAAAAUUUGGCCGACCUUAACAAACUGAAGACUUUGGAAAUUUACCCUUCUGAUGAAAGAUUCCCCUUUCGACAAAACCUUUCCGAACUUUUCAAGAAACUGGCCGAGAAAAAUGUAAUCGAAUAUAUUCGUACUGAUGAUCUUGGCUCCGAAGAGAUAUUGAAUGUUUCCCGAAUAAAGUCAUUGAAAAAACUGUGGUGCCACAUUACCGAACCGGAAGAUCUGCGUUCCCUGUCAAAACUAGCUGGCUCGAAUCUUGAAGAAUUAACUUUCAGUGUAUCAGCACCGAAACAUUUUCUACAGAAUGUUUUGGUUGCAUUUUCCACCAAUGAUAAAACUGCACUUCAUCUCAUAAAUGUGUGCAAACGUGACAUAACCGAAAAGACUGAAAUUUUCAAAAUGAAAUGUCUAAAAAGUCUAACUAUUAAUAUAAAGUUCCUAAACGUUGCGGAACUUUAUUCACUGUCUUCUCUUCAGAAUCUGGAUUUAUGUAACAAGAUUGGAUACGACGAUAUUAAAAGAAUAGCUGAACUCGAUAAGUUGCAGUCUCUAGAUUGUUCGUUGCUCAAUGAGCCGGGCUUACAAGCUCUAGCAAACAUAAUCAAUCUGAAAAAACUAACUAUUAGGGACUCAGAAGGUUCGCUAACUGAACUCUUUCGAGCCUUUGCCCGAAAUAGUGACUCAAAGUUGCAGGAACUCGAAACACCAAUUGUUUGUUCUGACGAGAUCAGUGAAAUAUCGAAAAUUAAGUCAUUAAUAACACUAAAUAUCGAAAACAAAGGCAUGGGUAAUAACUUUUCCGAUCUUGGGCAACUAAGCGAACUCAAAUCAUUGCGUAUUUCUGAAAUAAGUGAACACGAUAGAGAUUUUCGUUUUAAAAUCUCAGAUGAAUGCAGAAUAGACAUCACCAGCGUGUUGCCAAUUUUCCAGACCUGCCAAAAACUCGACUGCGUCACAUUGCAUUUUGGCCAUAAAGGUAAUGUUUCUAUAAACUUCGUAAGCGAAGUACACGACAUUCUGAAAUCUGUAAGGGAUCCAGCACUUCAGAGGCCAUUAAAACUCUGUAUAAGUCUCGAAAGGGUUUUCCCCAAAUUUCACUUGGAUACUAUCGAUGAAGCUUACUUAAGCGUCCGCUAUUCAUAUAAAUUAGAUGAUACCUUCGACAGUAUUAACAGAAGUCCACCAUUUUUGGACUCCCUUCUGGAAUUCGAAUAAAAAGCACAAAAUAUGUUUAGAUAUUAAAAAACGAGUUAACACUGUUUGUAUUUUACGUCAAAGGUAUUUACUACGAAUAAAUCUUGUUCACUGUUAUGCAAUAAAA